CCAACCGUUUGUGGAGUCCAUGGGGAGUUUAUCUGUUUGUGUGAAUCAACCUUCAAAAUUCUUGUGCUUCUCUCCAUGUCCACAAUUGUGGUGCAGAAAUUGGAAUUGGAAGAGUAAUAAGCGUUCUCUCACUUGUUUUUCUUCUCAGAAGAAAAUAGGUUUUAUGGACCAAAUUCUAGAUUACAUUGAAGGCGGUCCAAAGUUAAGGAAAUGGUAUGGGGCACCCGAGCUCCUCCCAAAAGAUGGAUCCCUUUCAGAAGAAGAUAUGUCUUCGGAAGAAGAUGAAGUCAGGGAUGCAGUUUUAGUUACCGAUGGAGAUAAUGAGAUUGGUCAGAUGAUUAUAUUGUCUUUGAUAAUCAAAAGAACUCGGAUCAAAGCUCUGGUAAAGGAUAAGCGGGUUGCAAUGGAAGCAUUUGGUACUUAUGUUGAGCCAAUAGCAGGUGAUGCAAGGGACAGAUCAUUGCUAAAGAAGGCUCUAAGUGGUGUUCGUGCAGUGAUAUGCCCAAAUGAAGGUUUUAUAUCAAAUUUAGAGAGUUGGAAAGGUUUACAACAUGUAAUCCUAUUAUCUCAGCUGUCUGUUUAUAGAGGUUCUAGCGGGGUCCAAGCAAUUGUUACUGCCAAUGCAAGAAAACAGGCAGAACAAGAUGAAUCACUGGUUAUGGCUUCGGGAAUCCCUUACACCAUUAUCAGAACUGGCUUGUUGGUAAAUGCACCGGGUGGAAAUCAAGGUUUCAACUUUAAAGAGGGCUGUGCAUCACAAGGAAAGCUGAGCAAGGAGGAUGCCGCUUUCAUCUGUGUAGAGGCUCUUGAGACUGUGCCACAGAAAGGACUGAUAUUCGAGGUGGUCAAUGGUAAGGACAAGGUCAUGGAUUGGAAAGAGUGGUUUGCAACCUUGAUAGAUAAAUCACAAGUGUAAUUUCUUUAGAUCCAUAACUGGUGUAUGCAUCAACAGUGUGAGAGAAUUUCACCAUGAUAUAAUUAAAGCUAAGACCUUUAAUCACAAUGCAAAUUGCUUAUUUUCU
Molecule: messenger RNA, 1022 nt
Organism: Solanum verrucosum
Lineage: Eukaryota; Viridiplantae; Streptophyta; Magnoliopsida; Solanales; Solanaceae
Exons: 9
Coding region: 20-916 (298 amino acids)
Cellular component (GO): chloroplast
Source: RefSeq, a predicted model, not a curated record